UUUGCUCAACUUUUCAUUGAUUCUCAAAUAGUUUUAGUUUAUAUGUAUCACACACACAUACAUAUAUAAAUAUAUGUAAAAUUUGCAAAAUGUGCGACAUGGUCUGCGCCUAUGAUCCUGCAUGCCCGCCGGCUGCACGAGUAAAGGGUCGCCUGUUCACUGUACUGUUGCUUUACUGUUGGCAACGCGAGUACGAUAAGCGGCCGUACGAGAACUUUCAGUUUCGCCGCUUGGACUUUGAGGAGCGCAUGAAUCGUCGCUAUCACUGCAUACGUGAUUUUCGCACCAUUGUGAACUUUUUGCUGCAGCGUCAUCUGCAUUCCGUUUCCAUUUGGAGCGUGGGGCUUAGCAAUUGGGAUGCGCGUCUGUUGCAGGACUUUGUGCUGUCGCUGCAGUACGUGCGGCAGAUUGAGCUAAAGCUGAUGCGUCUGCCCCACGAGUUCUUUGUCAUGCUGCGCCUCAAGGCGCCCAACAUGAAGCUCAGGGAACUGAGCCUGGAGGGCACGCCACUCACCAGCGACGAUGCGCGCAUGCUGCGAGAAUUUCUGCUGGCCAGCAAGACGCUGCACACGCUGAAUGUCUGCUGCUGCAGCUUGACCCAAUACAACUUUGCCGAUGUGGCGGACGGAGUGUACAAGUCGGAGAGUAUGCGCUGCUUCCACGUGAGCCGACUGCUGGGCGGCGGCCUGACCCUGGACACAGAGAAAAUGAUCUCGAUUGUGGGCUCGCUGAUGAUGCAACGCAAACUGACGGAGCUCACGCUGCAGCUGUGCGAGUUCGUUGCCCAGGACAUGGAGACCAUUGCCGACUAUCUGCAGAGUCAAUACUGUACGCUGCGCAAGCUCAAUGUAGCCAACAAUCUGAUAUCAACGGAUGGCGCCAUGUUCCUGAUGCGCGGCGCUGCCAAGGGCAACUCGCUGGAGGUGCUCGACAUCAGUGGCAACUGCAUCGGCUCGCAUGGCGGCGAGUGGGUGGCCAUGUACUUCAGUGCGUGCAACAUGCUGCAGUAUUUGUAUCUGAAUAACAAUGAAAUCGGCGCUGCGGCAGUCAAUCUCAUUCUGUUGACCCUGAAGAAGCCGUGCCGCAUGAAACGCCUGCAACUGUAUGGCAACAAGUUUGAUGGGCGCACGGCCAUGAUUCUGCGCCGACUGCUGGAUGCCAAAGUAGUGCUGCAGGAGGAGAUCGACAUAAGCUAUACGUACGAUGAGGCGCUGCAGGACUAUCGUGUUAUACCUUGGCGAUAGAAAUUAAUGUAGUCCAGGGGGACUUUUUGUUUUCAUUGUUAAAUAUACAAAUCGACAGAGUGAGAUGAGUGAAUUAAAUUACAUAUUAAUUUA
This is a messenger RNA of Drosophila mojavensis, 1337 nucleotides long. Its product is annotated as leucine-rich repeat-containing protein 34. The record is from RefSeq and is a predicted model, not a curated record. Lineage: Eukaryota; Metazoa; Arthropoda; Insecta; Diptera; Drosophilidae. The transcript is spliced from 2 exons. The coding region runs from base 90 to 1244 and encodes 384 amino acids. Gene Ontology annotation, molecular function: protein binding.